This is a messenger RNA of Talaromyces marneffei, 1392 nucleotides long. RefSeq lists its product as uncharacterized. The record is from RefSeq and is a predicted model, not a curated record. Bases 1 to 1392 code for a protein of 463 amino acids. Lineage: Eukaryota; Fungi; Ascomycota; Eurotiomycetes; Eurotiales; Trichocomaceae. The transcript has 5 exons. Gene Ontology annotation, molecular function: FAD binding.
AUGGGGAGUCAAAAGAGAUUCCGAGUGAUCGUUGUAGGUGGCGGAGUUGGUGGUCUUGCUGCUGCUCAUGCUUUCGAGAAGGCGGGUAUCGACCACAUUGUUCUCGAAAGGGGCGAAAUUGCGCCGGCGCGUGGAGCUAGUAUUGGGAUUUACCCCCACGGGGCCAGAAUUCUCCAACAAUUUGGAACACUUCAAGCUGUUGACGACGAAACGUAUCCAAUAGAGAGGGCCAAGAAUUUUCUCCCUGACGGGUCACUCAUUGCCAACAGUGAAUUGUUCAGAUUUCUGAGACAAUACCAUGGGUAUCCUAUUCCGGUGCUGGAGAGAAGGAGGUUCCUGGAGAUCAUGUAUGAUGGAUUGUCUGACAAGUCCCUAAUCAAGUCUCAUAGCAAGGUCGUGGAUAUCAUCGACUCUGAGGACAAUGUCAAGGUGAUCCUCGCCGAUGGCACCGUAGAAGAAGGGGACUUGGUACUAGGGGUCGAUGGAGUUCAUAGUCUGGUCAGAAGCUUGAUGUGGAGAAACGCGAAUGCGGCCAUUCCAGGCUUCAUCACCGCGAAUGAGAAAAAAACCCUCCAUGCUGAUUACAGUCUUUUGAUUGGUUUCAGCGAGACAGGAUCGCACAUGAGUCCAAGCGAUCUCUAUUGCACUCACUACGAUGGGAAAUCAUUCUUGACCAUAGGAGGCAAGAAGCAUACGUUUUGGUUUGUCUUUUUCAAGAAUGAUAGAGUCCACUGGCCAGCCCUACCAAAAUGGACUCAAGCAGAUGCGGAGAGACGCGCUGCUGAAUGCAUGGAUUGCCCCAUCUCCGAGACCCAAGUUUUUGGGGAGCUCUGGAAAACCGCCAUCCGAACGGAGCUUGUGAAUGUUGAAGAAGGUCUUUUCGAGCACAUGUUCUUUGGGCGUGUUGUUCUUGCAGGUGAUGCUGUUCACAAGAUGACACCAAACAUCGGACUGGGCGGUAACAGUGCCAUGGAAAGUGUUGUCGUCCUCACGAAUCUUCUCCAUAAAGCCAUACAGGAGCACCCAGAGGGCAAGCCAGACAAGGCAGCUAUUCAGAAUUUACUCCAUGAAUAUCAGAAGGACCGUCAAGUGCGAAUGCGACAGUUUAUUGACUUCUCCUCUUUGGCUACCAAAAUUCAGGCUUGGGAGACUACCUGGUACAAGAUUCUCUCUCGAGUCAUUCCUUUCUUGCCAGACGACACCUUUGCAAAACAGGCCAGCAUUCUGUUCAAGGCUGCGCCGAAACUCGACUUCAUCCCUGUACCUGGCGAUUUGAAAGGGUCGGUGAAAUGGGACGAUGACGUCUUAGAAGCGAAGUAUAGAGAGUCUUUCCCAAGACCUUCUAUCAGCGAUUGGGUGCGAAAAGCUCAAAGGCUAGCGAAGCGACGAUAA